Molecule: messenger RNA, 1020 nt
Organism: Kwoniella shivajii
Lineage: Eukaryota; Fungi; Basidiomycota; Tremellomycetes; Tremellales; Cryptococcaceae
Exons: 5
Coding region: 1-1020 (339 amino acids)
Source: RefSeq, a predicted model, not a curated record
AUGACAGCAACAACUUCAAACUACUUUCAAGUAGCAUUAUCAGAUGAUAGACGAGCUACGAACGAAGAAGAAGAACCGGAAGAAGAACAACAGUCGGCAGCCGAGUCAAGUACUGAAGGUGCAAAUGAAUCGAUAGCGGUAACGGAUAAAGCUGAAAUCAGGAGACAGCGUAUUGCGGCCGCUGUGGAAAGAUCAAAGACUGAGUAUCAGCCAGAACAUGCGUAUACAGAACGAGGAUGGUUUCAAAAUUCAGAUAUUGAAAGGAAUGUAUUAUCUAAACCGAAAGUCGAUCGACAACAUCUAGAAUACAUAGUAACAUCAUUAUAUUACUCUACACCACCUCGAUAUACAGAAGCGUUAAAAUUGAUUUUAGAAGCUUUUGAUUCAAAUUCAAACUCAAAUUCAAAACCGAAAUCUCAAGGUGGAUUAAGUAGGGAAUUAUUAGAUACAGGAUUAAGAUGUUCUUUGGCAUGUAAAGAUGUAGAUGGUGGAUUGAAAUUAGCUGAUUCAAGUAAAACAUUAUGGAAAGGUCAAUUCGCAGGUAUAUCAGCUUCUUCCUCUGAUAUCUAUUUACUAUCAGGAAAGAUAAAAUAUGCUCUGACACCGCUUUUGACCUCUCUAUCUGGAUUCGGAUUACAUGAACCAAUAUUACGUCGUUUAUCGUAUAUUCUCAACCAAUUGAUCUCAAGUGAUUCUACGAAAGAAGCAACGGCAUAUUUCCUUGAAGUGGUGGAUAGAGUGAUUGAAUGGCGUAAAGCUCUUUUCCAGAAACCUCUAUUUGAAGAAGAAGAAGAAGAAGAAGAACAACAACUUCUAACCUCAAGUGCAACUUCUAUUCCGCCUGCAGCAUCGAUAAACGUGGAUAUGUCAUUUGAUCGGCCUAUUGACUGCGUCGCCAUAGUGAAAGAAUUGGACUUAGAUGAUGAUGCCAAGAAAGGGCUGGAAGGUACAUGGUCCAGAUUAAGUAAAGGAUUCAAAGGCGAUCCUGAACCCAUCGAGAAGAGUGUGAGGGAGCUGUAG